AUGCGCGGUAUGCUCAGAACAUCAUACUUCUGUUAUUACAUACGGCUGCAGACGAAGUUUGAGGCGGAUUCAAAAAGCAGAAUCUUCAACAUCAAAACCGAGAGUACUACGUGCGAGACAGGGUCCAAGAAAGCAGGCUUGAUCAUGGAUAAGAAGUGGUAA
This is a messenger RNA of Sclerotinia sclerotiorum 1980 UF-70, 162 nucleotides long. RefSeq lists its product with no specific name. Lineage: Eukaryota; Fungi; Ascomycota; Leotiomycetes; Helotiales; Sclerotiniaceae. The record is from RefSeq and is a predicted model, not a curated record. The coding region runs from base 1 to 162 and encodes 53 amino acids. The transcript is spliced from 2 exons.